CCCAUUACUUGGGGAAGGAGGGGAGAAAUGAAUGAGUACACGAGAGAAGGGACGAAGAGUACGCGUGGUUGCUUUUUUCGUCCUUCCGCGGCCACAGCCUUCCCCAAACCAGCCACGAACCAGAGUCCAAUGGCGACCUACGGCGGCGUGCUGCGGCGCUCCGCCGCGGUCGUCGAGCGCGCCCGCGACAGCGCCCGCCGCACCCGCAAGGCCCUCGCCCGCUUCGCCUGUCCCCAGGCCUUCGCGGGGCCGCCCGACGCCGAGGCCGCUGCCGUCCGCGCCGUCCGGAACCUCCGAUCCUUCCGCCUGCACUACGCUCUCCUCCUCUGGGUCCUCCUACUCGCCUCCCUCUUCCCCCGCCGCCGCGCCACCAUGCUCUUCUUCAUGGCCGCUUCCAAGGCCGCUUUUUUCUACGGCGUCCUCCUCAAGGCCUUCCCCAACUCCGCCCUCCUCCGCCAGGUCCUGGACCGCAGGCUGGCGGCCGCGCUCGUGCUGGCCGUGGUCGGCGUCGAGCUGGUUAUGACGCGAGCCGUGCCGCAGUUCCUGCUCGCCAUGGCCAUCGGGCUGCCGGUCGUGCUCCUCCACGCUGUGUUCCGCGUGCGUGACGAUCUGACGGCCAGCAGCGAGGAGGCGGCGGCUGCUGCCAACGGUGGCGAACUUGGACCGAUGUUGGAGGAGAAGCAAGAUCUUGAAUUGGGAUCCGAGGUGCGGUUCUCGAGAUUUAAGAAGUGGGUGAAAUUAAUUGGAUACAAGUUCUUUUAUUGCCAAAAAGCAAAAGCCUAUUGGCAAUCUGAUUCAGCUGAUGAAUUGCUCUUGGUAACCAAAUGCUCAGUGAAGUUCCUCUAUGCACCUUGCCUUCCUGUUCUCUACUCCGGGUUUAUCCCACAGGACAGGCAUAUGUGAUGGUUCCAUUGUAGCUUGCAGUCUUACAGUAUCUGGAGAUUCAAAGAAGUCUUUUGGAACUUUCAGAUGUAAACUGGUCGUAUUGACUUGUAGUUCAAUUAUUGCCAUGUUAUUUCUGCUUGCUGCUGACCUGCAAAAUGUUGCUCACUUGAGGAUCGCCAGCUAAGGCAGUGGUUUUCUUUGGGAAGUAUGGACUGCCAUAAUAGAAUUGUUAACUGAGAUCAGAAAUAUUGAAUCGCUAGCAGCUCAUCAACUUUACCAUCCAGGUUUAUUGGAAGUCAGAAUUUUCACAAAAUGCACAGAGCUUGGUCUCAUACGGGAGAAUUGACUGUCAUCCAGGUGCUGUGGAAUGGAAAUGCAUCAGUUGUGUUUGUACAGCACAAAAGAGUGUAAUGUCUUACAAUUUUCAGUCUGUUGAACAAAUGUUGUUGGGAGCAAAGUUAAAGUUGGAAGCACAAUGCCUGCAUAAAUGGUUUUCUGUUGGCUAUUGGGAUCUUGUCUUUGUCAAAAUCUAGAAAAAGAAGAAAUAUUAUGAUUUCAAUUACACAUCAUGAUUGUAAUGACCUACCUCAUGGUUUUGGUUGACAAGGUUGCAAACUUGGUAAUGAGACAAUUCAUUUAAAUAGUGAACAUUCCUGCCUCAUAAGCAGAAUCCAGUAUGCAUAGGCCAGGUAGCAUUUGAUGUCCCAUUAUUUGACGUCCAAGCAUCAAGCACAGCUGCGAGACUUGUAAGCUUGGCCUUCACAGACACAACAGUUUGAGUGCACUGUGAUCACUUGACCAAAAUCCUUGCUGUUUUGACAGAAUCCAGUGAAGCAUGUGGUGUCUAGGUACCUCACUUUCAACCCCAGCCACCUGAAAACACCUGCCCUCUUCAUCCUCAGCAGCGCCUCUUGAUCAUUCAUGCGUGUGAAGUUGUGUUUUGAUGCAUUCCAUUCAUCAAACAGUGCUGUAGUUUUGUUGUUUGGGGUCACAAAGUAGAAGCCAGUGUUGAAGAAGUUGGAAUCAUCAAAUGUCUGCCAUUGUAGAAGUUACUACUCAUCUGCAGGGAUGACUUGUGAGGCAUAUUCUUGCUUACUUGGAAGAUGAAGCUGUAUCCACACUUGAGGAUGUCGCCAAGGAAGAGUGUUCUUCUCCACAUCAUUUCAAUGAAGUCAUCAGACAUGUAAAACACCUCCUCAGAGAAAUCAACACCUUCCAUCACCAGCUUGUAGCAGUUGAGUCCCAGAGCGCAGCACUGGUUGAAGGAUGUUUGAUCGACUACAAUGAAGAGGAGGUGUUUGAUCAAGAAUUAUGUGCAUUCCCCUUCUCAAAAACUUUGCAGGAAGAGGUUGAGCAUGCCAUUUUGCUCCAUAUACGCCUUGUUCAGUAUUGCGAUGAUCGUAGUCUUGUUCGUCACGGAAACUCUCACCAGAGCUGCUUCUAGUUUGUCUUUUGGUGAAUCAGGUGAAAGAAAGUUGUUGAUCCCUCAGGCAUCCACAAGCAGGUGUAAAUGACUCCCAAAACAAGAAAAGAGCUGAUGACGAGUGCCAUGGCACAGCCGGACAUAUUAUUGGAGAGUCUCAUGAUGUAGAAUGUGUCAAGGAGACACCUGCAGAUCCGCUUGAAGUGGUGUAGAAUAUGGCUUCUCGCAAGAGAUAACGAGAGUAGCUAUCGAAAUCUGAUUCUACACAACUGUUCUUUCUUUAUAUGAAGUUCAGGCUGUAACCAAGCAUGGAAGCUUGAUCCCGACACAACAUGGAUUAAAGGAAUCCAACUCUUAGAUUUGCUUUGGUCAACAACAUGUAUGUGAAGCAUGUAGAAGACUCUUCGCCUUCGCUUUGUAGAAUAGUCUCUCUGACCAACAAUGCAAAUACUGGGUAUUUUAUUUGGAAUGCUGUGGGCGAUGCAACUCAUCAGAUGAUGCCAUUCUCACCGUCGAACCAAUCAAGGAUCCGAUUUGUGCAGUUCUUUCAUGGAGAUUGUGACUGAAAUAAGCACAGGUGAGUUCUUGAAUAAUCCUUCUAAAGUAUAGUGGUGUCCAAGGUUCAUCAUCCAUUCUGUGCAGAACAUGGUCAACUUGAGCAUUAUGAUCUAAUGAGAUAUGCUACUGUUUGCAUGAACUACUAGAUUCAGGAUCCUUCAAAGCCACGCGCGUGGUUAUUAUUCCGACGCCUUGAUGUAGUGCUCAAUUAAUCGAUAUUGGUAUUUGGUGGACACGUUGGGGUUAUAUCUUCCUGCUUUCAUCUUUCCCACACAACAUAGGAAGGCUUGCAUGGAGGAGACACUGCAGCUUGCUCGACGCUGCACGCAGAAGCACACCUUCACUGCGCCGCCCUCCAUUAUUCUACACGAGAAUAAAUUCAAAUUUAAACUAAGGUGUACUAAGAAUUCAAUUCAAAUGUGACUUUUUUGU
This is a messenger RNA of Musa acuminata AAA Group (dessert banana), 3298 nucleotides long. RefSeq lists its product as uncharacterized. NCBI's taxonomy places the organism in Eukaryota, Viridiplantae, Streptophyta, Magnoliopsida, Zingiberales, Musaceae. Bases 28 to 903 code for a protein of 291 amino acids. The transcript is spliced from 4 exons. The record is from RefSeq and is a predicted model, not a curated record.